Molecule: messenger RNA, 1368 nt
Organism: Recurvomyces mirabilis
Lineage: Eukaryota; Fungi; Ascomycota; Dothideomycetes; Mycosphaerellales; Teratosphaeriaceae
Exons: 1
Coding region: 1-1368 (455 amino acids)
Source: RefSeq, a predicted model, not a curated record
AUGUCUAUCCUUCAGACUGCUGCCCUCGUGGGCUCUCUCGUCGCCACCGUUGCUGCGCACGGUCGUGUUACUGGUGCUGUUGUCGGCGGUACAUACUUCGCUGGCUACGACCCAUCGAGUGUCUACUCUCAAAGCCCGCCGUCCACCAUUGGCUGGGCCGCAAGCAAUCUCGACAACGGCUUCGUAGCCCCAGAUGCCUACGGUAGCCCGGAUAUCAUCUGCCAUAAGAAUGCGACCGUCGGCAAGAUCUCUGCACCCGUGGCCGCUGGCCAGAACGUGACCCUUCAGUGGAGCACCUGGCCAUCGUCUCACCACGGCCCAGUCAUCAACUACCUUGCCAAGGUCGGUGGUGACUUCGCCUCGGUCGACAAGACCGCGCUUGAGUGGGUCAAGUUCGACGCUUCGGGGCUACUCGACGACAGCGCUGUCCCAGGUACAUGGGCCUCUGACGAGCUCAUCGCCAACAACAACAGCUGGACACUCACCAUCCCCUCCAGCAUCGCACCAGGCAACUAUGUCCUGCGUCACGAGAUAAUCGCUCUCCACUCGGCCGGUAACUCGGACGGUGCUCAGAACUACCCUCAGUGCAUCAACCUUGCCAUCACUGGCUCAGGCUCUGCCGCUCCUAGCGGUACUCUCGGUGAGAAGCUUUACUCCGAGACUGAUCCUGGCAUCUUGAUCAGCAUCUACUCCGCUAUUGCUUCUUACACCAUACCUGGCCCUGCUCUGUGGACAGGAGGGUCUACGGGCUCUGCUCCAGCUAGCAGCGCAGCGUCCUCGAAGCCUGCCACCAGCGCUGCAUCCUCUACACCAGCCUCCUCCACACCAGCAUCGUCUGCACCAGCUUCGUCCGCCCCAGCAUCGAGCAUCGCCACCUCCACUUCGGCUGUCUCGACCAAGGCUGUCAUCGCAACAACCUCCAGCGUAGCCGUCGCGCCCACAUCCGCCGCAGGCAGUGGCUGCACUCAAACCAUCACUCGUACUCGCUCAACCUCCGCCGCCUCUUCCUCAGUUGCUGAGCCCGUCUCCAACGUCCUCUCCACUUCCACUUCCGCCAGCUCGAGCGUAGCGGCACCAGUCAGCGCCUCCAGCUCUAUGGCCCCGACCACGCACACUAUCUCUAGCUACGGCUCCGGCGCGUCGAGCACCGCCGCCACUUCGAGCUACCUCCCUCCCAUCGCCACGAUCGUCAGCAACCUCCCUUCUAGCGUGCUGACCAAGACCAUCUCCUCUACUGCUGUACCCACUCCGACUGGUGGUGCGACCACCCUUCCCAUGCCCAGCAAGCCUCUGCCCCCUGGCUGGACCCUCGAGGAUCUGCUCCAGUGGGUCGACUACCUCGUCCACCAGGCCGAGGAGUCUUCUUAG